AUGGGAGACUCGAUUAAAAAAUUACUUCAUUGUUAUAACAAAGGAUGUGGUAAAACAUUCGAUCCCGAUGAUAAUCCCGAAGGUGGUUGUAUUUAUCACGGCGGCGUGCCUUACUUUCACGAUGCCUAUAAGGAGUGGACAUGUUGUAAUAAGAAAACGACAGAUUUUACCGAAUUUCUAAACAUCAAAGGCUGUACUCAAGGUAUACAUAACGGUAAUCGACCGAAAGCGUUAGAUAAACCGAAACAAGAAUCUAACGCUGAUCUCGCCAAACAGAUCGAAAACAUGCUUACGCCUAGAAACGAUAACCGUAAAAUUGAACUGGCACGAUCAUCGAUACCUAAUGAUUUACCACUAGUCCCUAUUUCUCCGGAAAUCUCGCCUCGUCUUUUGCAACAACUAAACGAAUCUACGCAAACUGUACAAAUCCAAGUCACCGAAGGUGGACCAAUACCUAUCGGUACGAGUUGUCAGAACAGCGGAUGUACCGUAUCUUACGACCAAGGUAUCGCCGAAAAUUGCGUUCAUCAUCCUGGUACCGCCAUCUUCCACGAAGGGCUCAAGUUCUGGUCUUGCUGUAGAAAAAUGACGUCGGAUUUCUCUAAAUUCUUAGAUCAAGUCGGCUGUACUACAGGCAAACACGUAUGGUUCAAACAGAAACAAGCUAUUCAAUGUCGUAUCGAUUGGCAUCAAACCGGAGCAUCCGUUGUGAUAUCAGUUUUCGCUAAAAAUUACGAUCCUCAUAAAUCUCAAGUAUCUCUAUCUCCGACACGUCUCAAAAUUAGUAUAUUUUUUCCUAAAGAAUCUGAAGUAUUUGAAAAACAAUACGAUCUAUUCGGUGUAAUCGACGUUGAAAAAAGUUGCGUAUCUAUGUUGCCUACUAAAGUUGAAAUUAAGUUGACUAAAGCGUACGCAGAAACUUGGCGUGAUAUUUCAGCUCCAUCGAAGUGA
This is a messenger RNA of Planococcus citri (citrus mealybug), 951 nucleotides long. It is a transcript of the gene mora, whose product is annotated as CHORD-like protein. The transcript has a single exon. NCBI's taxonomy places the organism in Eukaryota, Metazoa, Arthropoda, Insecta, Hemiptera, Pseudococcidae. The record is from RefSeq and is a predicted model, not a curated record. Bases 1 to 951 code for a protein of 316 amino acids.